Trachemys scripta elegans is the source of this 1451-nucleotide messenger RNA. RefSeq names its product MIS12 kinetochore complex component (gene MIS12). The coding region runs from base 225 to 860 and encodes 211 amino acids. Gene Ontology annotation, cellular component: nucleus; chromosome, centromeric region. Gene Ontology annotation, biological process: protein localization to kinetochore; mitotic sister chromatid segregation; mitotic cell cycle. The transcript is spliced from 2 exons. The record is from RefSeq and is a predicted model, not a curated record. NCBI's taxonomy places the organism in Eukaryota, Metazoa, Chordata, Testudines, Emydidae.
AUUGGGCGGGGUAUUUUCUCCCCACCCCACCAGGCGCUCCGAUUGGUUUGGGAGGUGGGCGCUGAGCGCGCGGGCGCGGCUGGAGGCGCUGAGUGGUGGCGCUCCUGCCGAGGGCGGGCGUUCGAAUGAGGCGGGAAGCGGCGGUUGGGGGCCAGGCUAGCUCGAGCGCUGCCGUUCGCCCGCCCGAGUUCCACAUUGUCUAUUGUUGACUUCUUUUAGCCAAGAUGUCAGUGAAUCCUAUGGCAUAUGAAGCCCAGUUCUUUGGUUUUACCCCUCAGACAUGUAUGCUUAGGGUCUACAUUGCAUUUCAAGACUACCUGUUUGAAAUGAUGCUGGUUGUGGAAAGAGUCAUUCUGAAGAAACUAGAAGGCUUUCCUGACUCUAAGAUCAGUCCAUUCCAAAUCCGUAAGAGCACAGAGAAAUUUCUUCUCUUCAUGAAGGAGCGCUUUGAUCACCUCUUCAGCAAAAUGGAACAAAUGCUUUUGCAGUUGGUGUUAAACAUCCCUAAAAAUGUUUUACUUCCUGAAGACAAGGUCCACGAGCAGUACCCCUACAGUAAGGAACAGUUUCAAACUCUUCAAGGUGAAAUUGAUCAACUACAGAAACAAUACAAGGUCGAAGUGUCUGCUGGACAGGCCCUUUUAGCAGAAUUAGAAGAACAGAAAAUGGUUCAGGCAGAACUUGAGAAGACCCUCCAGUGGUUUGAUGGGCUUGAGAACAUAUGCAGAGAGCACGGGACUAGCAAUUUAAAGGAAAGCUUUGCAUUCUUGACGCAAACUUCUAAGAAACUGCAAGAUAUACUAAAGGAAGUUGAAAAGAAAAACAAAAGAUUGCAAAAAAGUAGUCUCCAUGCAGUGUAAAGGAAGUACUGAAAGGGCAGCAGAGAAACCAAUAAGACAAUACUUUUGUUACAAUACAUUUUUUGAGGAUAUCUCCAGAAGCAUUUGUAUAUAAGGUUUUGGGGGUUUUGCCCCCUCUUCCUUGCCAUACCAGUUUGCUGGUGAGUGCAAUAUUCUGGCAAACCAUCAUUUUCCCCUCCUGAAUUCUAUAAAUACUGCUUCAACAUUUCUUUAAGUAAAUAACUAUAUCCCCCUAAGAAUGUCUAAAUGAAUUGUCUGAAUGGUAGAGGUGCAGACGCAAAAUAAGUGCAUUGUAAUAAAGACUUCAAUUCUCUGCACUAGUUCAUUUAAGCAACCUUAGUAGAUAGGAAGCUUUUUCUUUAAUGUAGAAUAGAUUAGAAGCAUCUUAAUCUUAAACUAUUUUUUUGGAAGUCAAGACUUGUCAGUAUUGAAAUGUUCCAUUUAGAAAUGUAAGAAUGUGACAUCAUAGUAAAACUUAGGCCUUGAGGAGAAAUACAUUUAAUAAAUGUUGGAAUUGGAAUUAAUCUAGACACUGGUAAGUGGUUUCUAAAACAGAGGGGUUAGUUAUUACUUCCAGUAUUUAAAAAAAAA